Penicillium salamii is the source of this 1005-nucleotide messenger RNA. NCBI's taxonomy places the organism in Eukaryota, Fungi, Ascomycota, Eurotiomycetes, Eurotiales, Aspergillaceae. The record is from the annotation of a GenBank genome assembly.
AUGAAGAUUGCAACUCUCCAAUUAGCCCCUCAAUUAGGGGACAUCCAAGGCAACAUUGAGAGGGCAGAUCGCUUGUUGAAAUCUAGCAAGAUGACGACGCCUGACAUGUUAGUACUUCCGGAAAUGGCCUUGACCGGCUAUAACUUUCCAUCCCUCGACGCAGUGAAACCAUAUCUUGAGCCAGCUGGCGAUGGUCCAUCUGCUUCGUGGGCGCGUGAAACAGCCAAGCGCCUACAGUGCAAGGUUUGCGUGGGAUAUCCUGAAAUUGAAAAAGACCCUCAAAAUCCCGACCAACUCACGUACUAUAAUUCCCUUCUUGUAGUUGACGAGAAGGGUGAGGUCAUCCACAACUAUCGCAAAAGCUUCCUGUAUUACACCGACGAGACAUGGGCGGCUGAAGGUCAAGUGGAGCGAGGGUUCAAAGAAAUCCCUAUUCAGGAACAGCAGAUCGCGACGUCAUUUGGGAUCUGUAUGGACAUCAAUCCCUACAAGUUCGAAGCACCUUUUGAUAAAUGGGAAUUUGCGACUCGGGUGCUUGACUCAAAGUCUCAGCUUGUGAUUCUGUCCAUGGCAUGGCUCACAUUGCUGAGCCGCGAAGAGCUUGAUGCCCUGAAGGGUAAGCCAGAGAUGGACACCUUCAACUAUUGGUUACAGCGAUUUUGGCCUCUGCUGCAAACCAAGAUGAAUCACGAACUCGACAUUGAUGGAAAGACGGUCUCUCCGAAGAAGAUCGUCAUCGUCUUUGCUAACCGUGCGGGCGAGGAGCCCCCAGCAGAUGAGACUAAGUCACCGGCUCGGUACGCGGGGACAAGCACUAUUAUCGCAGUGACACAAAAGCCCACCGCAGAAGCUGAGUCGGAUACUGGGUCCAGCGAUGACGCGGAGCUUCCAUUCGACGUAAAGAUCCUGUGCUGGGAUCUUUUGGGUGCGGGAGAAGAAGGUGUUUGUUUCGCAGACACCACGGCAGACCCGAAAAUGGUGUUUGGACUUAAGAAAUCUGGAUAA